Messenger RNA from Platichthys flesus (European flounder), 3637 nucleotides. It is a transcript of the gene tnni4b.2, whose product is annotated as troponin I4b, tandem duplicate 2. NCBI's taxonomy places the organism in Eukaryota, Metazoa, Chordata, Actinopteri, Pleuronectiformes, Pleuronectidae. The transcript has 7 exons. Bases 447 to 914 code for a protein of 155 amino acids. Gene Ontology annotation, cellular component: troponin complex. The record is from RefSeq and is a predicted model, not a curated record. Gene Ontology annotation, biological process: muscle contraction.
AGGCAGCAUUUUAGUUUGACACUCACAGUAGAAAAUAGGCGACAAUCAAGACUGUGACUUGAGUUUUCUUCUUCUUUUCAUUCAUCUUCAUUAAAAGUCACUGAGUUUAACCCCAACAGGAUUUCUGAAGAGAUUAAAAAAGCAGACCAGAGGCAUCCAACCAUGUCUGAGGGGUAAGUUAUUUAAAUAUCUAUUGAUUAUUUAAAAAUUAACCAUGUAUAAAAUUGUUGUUUCAUGAUGUCAUUACUCAACCUGUAUCCUUAUUGCUUUCUUUUCCAAAUCUCUUCUUCCACAGGCCCGUAAGUAUUAUUAUUAUCUUAAAAUUAUUUAUCUUUUAAACCAUGUGGGUCUUUUUAUGUAACUGUUUUCCUCUUCUGCCUCUUAUGUAGAAAAAAUCAAAGAACUCUGCCUCCCGCAGGCUGGCUCUAAAGACCAAACUGCUGAAGAUGGCGACGGUGAUGUUGGAGAAGGAGAAGGAGGCGAAGAAGCUGGAGAGAGAAAGUUCUCUGAGCGAGCGAGUCCCUUCUGUCCAGCUGUCUGGUUUGUCCAUGCAGGACCUUCAGGCUGUGUGCAAAGACCUGUACCAUAAGAUUGAUGUGGUGGAUGGCGAGCGCUACGACAUUGAAGCCAAGGUGGUGAAAAAUAGCAUGGAGAUUGAGAAUCUGUCUCAGAAGAUCUUCCAGCUGAAGGGCAAGAUGAACCGGCCCACUCUGAAGAGGGUGAAGAUCUCAGCCGACGCCAUGCUGGGAGCGCUGCUGGGCUCCAAGGUGAAAGAGUCCGUGGACUUCAAGGCCAACCUCAAGACUGUGAAGAAAGAGGAGGAGAAGAAAGAGGAGGUGACUGACUGGCGUAAGAACGUUGAGGCCAUGUCUGGUAUGGAGGGCAGGAAGAAGCUGUUUAAUGCAGGACAGUAGAUCUGCAUGUUUGGAUACUUUAAAUAUAAAUGCUCUUUUACAAUGGACAGAAAUAAGAAUGGACAAAUGUGAGUGUGCAAUAUUUAGGGUUUAAGAUUUAAUUCAAGAUUCAAAGGAAGUAGAUUGUGUAUAUUUAAAAUAUAAUUUACUCCUGUCCAUGAUUUGAUGGCCUUGGCACCUGGAUACCCACCCCAGAAAUCAGCAUUGUGAAAUCUGCUGUGUUUCAUGCUCUGUCAAUUUGUGGUGAAUCCCGGUUUACCUCAUGAUAAUAAAUACUUCUGAUGAAAACACAAAGUUAAUGCUGUUCUUUUGUUUUUAAACAUCUACCUUCACAUCACCUUUGCCCAAGACUGGGAUCACAAGUCAGUUGGUAGUAAAAAUUCUAGGACCUGGCAGUUGACAACAAUGGCAGCUGAGAACAAAGUUGUUAAAUCCUCUCUGCAAUCAAAAGCAGAGCUGUGAACGUUCCAAAAUAAGAGAGGUCGCAGGUUCAAGGCUGCAAUAAACUGCUCAGUUAAAACGUCAAGGAGCAUGGUUACAAUCAGCGCACCUCCUCCUAAAUAUAAUCAUUACAGACACAAUUAGAGACACACAAGACCUUUUCAUAAUAAAAUAAUAUUUAUCCAAUUAUUUCAAGAUUUUGCUCUAGAUUUAGUUUCUAAAUAUUUUGGGUUUGGUACUGAGGCUCUGACAGAACAAGCAAUUUGAAGUGGUCACACAAUUUAAUUUAAUGGGACUGUUGGGUCGUGGUGAGGGGGAUGUGCUCAACUGAGUUAUAUUUUUGUUAUGAUCAUAAACUCUGCAGUAUGUUAAAGAGAUGCCAUUUCCUAGAUGCUUCUUUAGCGAAGCCUCUUUGAGUACCGUGGCCCUCGUAAAGCUUCAGAUUGCUAUCCCACUUUGGAUGAGCCAGUAAGACUCACUCCACUGCUGCUCUUUCAGUCCUGGUACAAAUGUCGUGCCUCCUUCUCCACCCUCCUAUAGUCACUCUCAAGGAUGUAAAUGUUCCCCAUCAAUCGCCGGUUAAUGCCUCCUCUGCUAUUGCACCUGUUUUUUCAGCCCCAGCAUCCACCUGCCGGCUCCAGCAGAGAGGUUUUCAAUACUGUAAUCAGUGAUGAUUGUGGAGCCUCUGCACCAAACUCAAAUUAUUUAUGUUGCUGUAAUUAACAUUUCACACACAAGUUGAUGAAAUAAACUGGACACUAGGUUACCUGGCAGCAGACUCUGACAAUAAUCAUCAUGUUAUGAUGAGUUCACACUCACUGCUUUCUUUUAAAGGUGAGCCUAUUUACAAACUACCAAAAGAUUGUAGGCAUACCUGUAUGUCUGUGACAGCACAUGAGCCCUUGCGAGUUCAACUUCCAUACCUUCCCACCUGCUAAGCAACAAAUUGGUAAAUGAUCAGGUCAGAUAUGUAAUGUCGACAUCAUUUUUAGAGGUGGUUUAAGAAAAAAAAAUAAACUGGUGGCAUUAUGGGAGGUAGAAGAUCCACUAUUUUUAGGAUUUUGAUCAAAUAUGUAUAAGAGACAACAUGUCUGGAUGUCUCAGUCUCUUCUGUAUCAGUACUGUCCAGUCUUUUUUCUCAUCUUCUGAGAAUUCCAACUUUAUGGAAAUGCAAUGCUAAGUGCUUGUGGUACCACUUUAAAGCUAUGGGUUUAAAGCAAAGUUAAGAGUCGUCUCAAGAUAAUAUUUGUGUGUUUCGUGUUUUGUGUUCACUAUUCUCUGUGAGGACCUGAGUCACUCAGUGGCCGAGCAUUUUACUCCUUGUUGCAACAGAGGCUAGCUCAGCUUACGGAACCUUCAAGCCUUGACCAGCAGCUGUUCUUGUUCCUCUACUCCCCUGAAUACAAACCAGUGUAAUCAUUGGCUUUGUUCUUAACUACAAGGUGGUCCUGUAACGUGUAAGCAAACUGCAGGAGUCGUUGAUCAUGCAAAUGCAAUGGAAUAGUGAUGUACCGUCAAAUGGAUAGAGGAUAUCAGAAAUGAUGGAAAGAGAAAAAGCUGAUUCAAUUCUAGCAACAGCAAGAAGUUGCUGACAUUUCUCCCAAAAUAAAUUAGAUGGACCAUAGAUGUAUUUGCAAAUAAGAACAUUUUUCAUUUCCAAGACAGCUGAUGUGGCCAUUUUAAACACGGAUAUGAAAUAUUUGAGUUGGCAGCACUUUAAGCACUUCUAUACAAAUCUAUGGCAUGACAUCUCGACAUGAUCCAGAUUCACAUGGGGUGCUGAUUUAUUUGUUCCAUAUAUUAAGGUGCAGCACGAUGAAAUGCGGAUACUGUAGUUUGAAACCUUUCUUCAGUUUGACACCUUAUAAACUUGGCUCUAUCUGGUCAAGACACUGACCCAGCCUGAGUGAGGCCAGCCCUUUAAAUGCUCCCUGCCACCUCCAACAGCAGGUGCUGUUGAACCCAGGCCAGAUGGCCCAAGGUUUAGGCCCAUAAAUGCACUUUUAUGACCCCCUUUCCUGUCUGAAUAUUGAAGAGAUGCCUCGUACACCAGUAAAUGUCAGUGUUAGUGCACACAUUGUAGCAGUAGCACAGAUAGCAAGGGGUCUAUUUCCGUGAGCAAUCCGCAUUUGGCACGGACACUAUAAAUCUGAUUUUUCUCCACUGCUGCCCCUUCACACAUACUUUUCUCAAGGAGCUUCACUAAGGUACGGAGGUGCUCUUCUGAUACUUAUGGAUUACAGUAGAUUGAUGUGAGAGUUUAAGACGAUCAUGGCUGAUGA